Messenger RNA from Xenopus tropicalis (tropical clawed frog), 1559 nucleotides. RefSeq names its product TNF alpha induced protein 8 (gene tnfaip8). Lineage: Eukaryota; Metazoa; Chordata; Amphibia; Anura; Pipidae. The record is from RefSeq and is marked provisional. Gene Ontology annotation, biological process: regulation of apoptotic process. Gene Ontology annotation, cellular component: cytoplasm.
UCUUCACUUACCGGCUGUGUGCCUCCUGUAUGUGCAGAGCCCGAACGCUGCCUGAGGGCGGUGACUGGAAGUUGCCUCCUUUAUUCCGACUCAUUUGCCAUCGCUAGAGGUGCCUGUGCCGUGCGCUUAUCCCGCUCCGAGCGCCACUGAGCCAAUGGCAACAGAUGUCUUCAGUUCCAAAAAUCUGGCUGUACAAGCCCAAAAGAAGAUUCUUGGCAAGAUGGCCUCAUCAAAGUACAUAGCAACAUCCCUUAUUGACGAUACAAGCGGUGAAGUUCUAGAUGAACUGUACCAAUUGACGAGGGAGUACACCCAGAGUAAGAAGGAAUCCGAAAAAGUUAUAAAGAACCUCAUCAAAACCGUGAUCAAGCUGGCAGUCCUGUACAGGAAUAAUCAGUUUAAUGAGGAAGAGAUUGCACUCAUGGAGAAGUUCAAGAGAAAGGUCCAUCAGCUGGCCAUGACUGUGGUCAGCUUUUAUCAGGUGGAAUAUACCUUUGACCGAAACGUGCUUUCCAAAUUGUUAAAUGAGUGCCGGGAGCUGCUCCAUCAGGUCAUACAGCGCCAUCUCACGGCAAAGUCUCACGGACGUGUUAAUAACGUGUUUGACCACUUUUCAAAUUGUGAAUUUUUGGCUGCUCUGUACAAUCCCUUUGGACCUUUCAAACAGCACCUUCAGAGACUCUGUGAAGGAGUCAACAAAAUGCUGGACGAGGACAAUAUUUAAAAUUUUACUAACAUUCAAAGGCAAUGGCGUUACUGGAACAGCAGCGACUGGGAGUUGCUAAGGACCGAGGGGCCGCUUGGAAAAGAGGAUUUUGUUUGCAGAGACCGUGUACCAGUCUGACCCCGUGCAGGUUGCUAUUUUCGGGCCUUUACAGAAGUGGUAUAUCAGUUUACGGUCAUAAUAACAUGGAACAAAGCAAACUUUUAGAACUUGAUUCCCAAGGCAAUUCACGGAAAUGUAACAUUUCCCAGAGAUUCUAAAUGAAUUAGUUUAUUUAUGGUCUUAUAAAAGGUACCUUGAUUGGAUCCUGUUCCCCUUAUGUAUAUAAAAUGUGCAUUCUGAUACCUUUUGCAUUUAUACGAUCCUAAUAUGGAAAUGAAUAAAAGGCAGCUUUCUUUGCUUCUUCUAAAAGCUUUUUGUUCUCUGGACAAUUAUAUGUUUAUAAAGUAGGAAAUUGCUAUGCACUGUGCUAGACACGUAGGGGGGUUUACAGUAAUACUGUGUGCAGCCAUGAGUGCCACUGGCUAUAAAAGAUAUAUUUGUUUAAAACACACAAAGUUUUCCAUUGAAAAUGUAAUAGCAAAAGCACUGAAAAAGAAUUUUGUCUGAAAAUCUACCCAUGAAAGCUGCAUAAAUCAGGCUAUUGCUUCUCUUUAUAUAUAGAAAUGUGACUUCUGGAAACAAACAGGCUUGCAUUUAGUUGUUUGGGGCGCCAGAGCAAAAGGGACUUUGAGACCUUAAUAUUUUUUUUUAAAAGGUUUUUAUUUUGCAUUUUUAAACAAACAAAAAUAAACAAAGGAAAACAGAUAAAGUAAAAUAAAAUACUUGGCACUUA